GGAAGAGGUGAAGAAUGCGACCUCAGGCUUAUCGUUCAUGCGGAGCCUGCUCCCGCAGGUCACCCCCAGAUACUUCGCUUCGGAGUGGAGUUUUGCGCAGGUUCGAGGCCUGGAAGCACGUACUGUUGUGGCCUUUGGUGUACGAGAUCAUACAUUGAUUUGCGUGGGCGCGGACGGCACCUACUUGGUCUCAAACUUUGCAUCAGGAGGGGAGGCGGAGCGCGUGUCUUACAAAAAGCUUGUCAGGUCGGCGGAGGAGGAGGACGAGGAUCACUUUGCCACGGCCCCGAGCGCUGGAUCCCUGCAUCCCACCCCGACGCACGUCACCCAGCCAUCAAUCCCUCCACCUGCACAAUCCCAAGCGACCCUCCCUUCCAGA
Messenger RNA from Nannochloropsis gaditana CCMP526, 379 nucleotides. RefSeq lists its product as uncharacterized. The annotation marks the transcript as partial. The transcript has a single exon. The record is from RefSeq and is a predicted model, not a curated record.